AUGAACCGUCUUGACCUUCCAGAAUAUGCAGAAGAUGCUGCUGUUUUACGCUUCUAUCAUCUCGACUCACUUGAGCCCGAAGUAUGGGUAGAUGAUGAACAUCAUUAUGACUAUGACCAUGAAGAGAAAGAAUCCAUCCAACAGUUUCAUCAUCCUGAACAAGAUGACAUGACCAACCAAACUACCAUAAGACCUUCAGAGACAGAUAUUGAUUUGCAAGUCAUUGAUGAUAGCGACCCUUUAGGUGUCUAUGCUUCUAUCUUUCCAGAUGAUAUGUCGAGAAAUAAGAACAUUAGUCAGUUAAAAGAAAAGGCUACAAUGAUGAUCACAAACAACAAAUUCCAACCUCGGCAUUUUUUACUUCAGGUCCAUAAAGACACAAACUAUAAUGAUCUUGUAGACGGCGAAGAGAGACUUAGAAGAGGUGUAGAUCAAAGAGCAGAAGCUCAAAAGGAUCUUGUUCAUCAAAACUUUGAUCGUUUUGUAAGUGCCAAGAAUACAAUUGACCAUGUCUAUGAAGAAAUGAAAUCAAAGCAAUUGAAUAAGGAACAAGAAUAUGGUACCAUUGGUAUUCAGAAAGCAUUAGAUGCUGCCAAUACAAAGGCUGAACAGGUGUAUGGACCUGUGGUAGAAAGACGUCAACGAGCAGAAAAAGUGAGAAGUACACUUUAUAUUUUACAACGUUAUCGGUUCUUGUUUAAUCUGCCUAGUAGUCUGUUGGAGUCUAUUAAACAGACCAAAUAUGAAGCUGCUAUUCGAGACUAUAAAAAGGGCAAAUACCUUUAUCAAGUACUUAAAGGAGAUUUAGAUGCUUCAGAUAAAAAUGCUUUACCUGACCUGGACAAUAACGAAACAGGCAUUACUGAUCUUCAUCAUAAAGUAUUCGAUAAAGUAUGGGCUGAAGUGAGCAAGAUUGUCAUUGAGCUUCAAAAUGUGUUGCGUAGAAUGCUAACUGACCCUUGGCGAAGUAUGGACGACCAAGAAAAGACAAUCAAUUUCUUGUUUGAUUUGGACACAACAGAAGAUCCUGCUUGGUAUUAUCUAGACAGCCAAUAUCAAUGGAUUAUGGGCUUAAUGAAAGAAACAUACGAUACAAGCAUCAAGAAGGUCAAUAGACUGAAAGAAGAAAGCGAGACAGAAGAGUCUGCUAUCAAGCGUAGUUUAGCUCUCAAGAAAGCAAUCAAGCAAAUACAGACCAAGUCCUCUGAUCUGAAUGAAUCCUCCGAACUAAGAGUAUGGCAAGCUAUUUCAGAUCUAGUGAAAUCCCAAUCUUCUCUCUUGUUACGAUGUUUGCCUGAUUUCUGGAGAUUAUCAAAGGCUUUUAUUGAAGGCAAAUUUGCAAACAAGGCAGCAGCUGUGUCUAGUACAGGUCCUAUCGGUGUUGCUUCAAAUACCCGUAGAAGACGUAUUGGCAUGGACAUGAACAAAGUAGAACAAUGCCAGCGCAUGACACGCGAUAUUAUUGACCGAUAUGCUUCUUUGAUCUCUGACUAUUUCUCCUUGAACGAAACUCAUUUACAGACAAAGAAGAGUAUAGAUGGAUCUGAAAAGCAUAUCAUGCCAUCUUUUGUGCCUGUCAAUGUGAAUUCCAUUUCCACCUCUGAAUAUCUGACACUGAUCAUUAGUGAUCUGGCCAGUUGUGUGAAUGAUAUCAAUGCUAUCAAUCUUGCUGGUGAAGCAUUUUCAGGUCUGACUGAAUUGAUGGAAAAGACAAGAAAUAAGUUUAUUGAUGUACUUUGCAAAUGUUGGGAAAGAGAUGCAAAGACAUUUUACAUGCUUGAAGAGUGGAUCCUGGACUCUCAAAACCCUCAUAUUACGACCUUAUUGAAACGAUAUUAUGAUUAUCACAAGUAUUGUGCUCGAUCAGCUUAUAAAAUAGCCAGUUUGUCUGCAAUCACCAGUGAUAGACAAGAACGCAAGAUUUUACCCCAUUAUAUUGAAAAGAUUCGGGGAUCCUUUUUGGAAUCAACAUAUACUUUUCUUGAUGGCUUGGUUCAACUGGCCUUUACUGACUAUACACCAUUGAAUGAAAAAGACGAACUCUUGUUAGCCAAAAAACGAGAAAAAAUCGAUGUUCAUUCUAUGGAUGUGCGUAUUUUGUUGACUGUGAGCAAUUUGGACCAUAUGCGUAGUAAUGUUAUGCGCAAACUGAUGGAUUUAUUUGAAUCUGCUUACCAUGUCAAUAUGGAAGAAGACUUGCAUACGCUGGUCGAUGUGGUUGAUCAAUUAGAUGAAAUAUUGUUUGGUGAUUACAUUAAGCGUAAAUCACAAAUGAUUCGAGACAUUGUUCGACAAGGCAUCCUUAUGAGUGGUAUUGAUUGGUCAAGUAUUCCUAAACCACAAGAAGUACAUCCCUUUGUGUAUGAAGCAUUAAUGACUCUGGUUAUGGUGCAUUCUCAAAUCAGCAGUGUCACAAAGCAACUGGUCUCAAGAGCCUUGUCCAAGCUACUCGAGGCAAUGGCAAGUGAUUGUCUCGAUAGUUUUAGACAGGUAGAGAGAUUUGGUAUGGGAGGUAUGCUGCAGGCAACAUUGGAAAUUGAAUUUAUGCAUCAAACACUAUCACAGUAUGUGACAUCUGCUGCAUCAGAUACCCUUCAAUCAAUUUAUCAAACAAUUGAACAAGCUUAUGAUCCUCAACAGCAACAAUCAAGUAGUCUUCAGUCUGAAUUAAGCCAUGUGAAAGAACUGCUUGUGUUUAGCAGAAAGAGCACAGUCGUACAAUUCUUGUGCUUUAAACAAAGCAAGGACCGUAGGAAGACAACCAUAGCUAAAUAA
Molecule: messenger RNA, 2775 nt
Organism: Gilbertella persicaria
Lineage: Eukaryota; Fungi; Mucoromycota; Mucoromycetes; Mucorales; Choanephoraceae
Product: exocyst complex component Sec5-domain-containing protein
Exons: 8
Coding region: 1-2775 (924 amino acids)
Biological process (GO): Golgi to plasma membrane transport; exocytosis
Cellular component (GO): exocyst
Source: RefSeq, a predicted model, not a curated record